Gadus chalcogrammus (walleye pollock) is the source of this 5419-nucleotide messenger RNA. RefSeq names its product integrator complex subunit 9 (gene ints9). Gene Ontology annotation, cellular component: integrator complex. Gene Ontology annotation, biological process: snRNA processing. The record is from RefSeq and is a predicted model, not a curated record. Lineage: Eukaryota; Metazoa; Chordata; Actinopteri; Gadiformes; Gadidae.
GCAGCCAGUGUUGCCAGAUUGGGCGGGAAAUCGGACCCAAUCUGGCAACACUUGUGGAGAACAACACUGCAUGCACUGCCAGAGCUAGUGCUAGCACAGCCAGCUAGUCAAUUCAACUGAAUUCUUAACUUCUGGGUGUCAAAAUGAAACUGUACUGUUUAUCAGGACACCCGACGCUGCCCUGCAAUGUGCUCAAGUUUAAAUCCACUACCAUCAUGCUGGACUGUGGCCUGGACACCACGUCCGUCCUGAACUUCUUACCAUUGCCUCUGGUGCACAGUCCCAGACUCUCCAAGCUGCCUGGCUGGGUGUCCAAGGACGGAUCGAUCAACUUGGAAAAGGAGCUGAAGGAGUGUGGUGGCAGAGUGUUUGUGGACUCCCAGCCAGAGCUGUGUCUUCCAGAGAGGGAGCUGAUGGACCUGUCCACCAUCGACGUCAUCCUGAUCUCCAACUACCACUGCAUGAUGGCGCUGCCCUACAUCACCGAGCACAGCGGCUUCACCGGCGCCGUGUACGCCACCGAGCCCACGCUGCAGAUCGGCCGGCUGCUGAUGGAGGAGCUGGUCAACCACAUGGAGAGAGUGCCCAAAGCCCAGACCGCCACCUGCUGGAAGAACAAGGAAAUACAGAGGCUGUUGCCAGGGCCGCUGAAGGACGUGGCGGAGGUGUGGGCGUGGAAGAGGUGCUACACCAUCCAGGAGGUCAACUCGGCCCUCAGCAAGGUGCAGCUGGUGGGGUACUCCCAGAAAGUGGAGUUGUUUGGCGCUGUGCAGGUGUCCCCUCUAAGCUCCGGCUACUCAUUGGGCAGCUCCAACUGGAUCAUCCAAUCACAUUACGAGAAGGUCUCCUAUAUGUCCGGCUCCUCCCUCCUCACCACACAUCCACAGCCGAUGGACCAGAGCUCGCUGAAGAACAGCGACAUCCUGAUCCUGACGGGCCUUACGCAGAUGCCCACUGCCAACCCAGACGGCAUGCUGGGAGAGUUCUGCAGCAACCUGGCCAUGACGAUCCGCGCGGGGGGCAACGUGCUGGUGCCCUGCUACUCGUCGGGGGUGAUCUACGACCUGCUGGAGUGCCUGUACCAGUUCAUCGACAGCGCCAACCUGGGCAGCACACCCUUCUACUUCAUCUCCCCCAUCGCCAACAGCUCCCUGGAGUUCUCCCAGAUCUUCGCCGAGUGGCUCUGCCACAACAAACAGUCCAAGGUCUACCUCCCUGAGCCGCCCUUCCCCCACGCAGAGCUGAUCCAGACCAACAAGCUGAAGCACUACCCCAGCAUCCACGGGGACUUCAGCAGCGAGUUCCGGCAGCCCUGCGUGGUCUUCACGGGCCACCCCUCGCUGCGCUUCGGGGACGUGGUGCACUUCAUGGAGCUGUGGGGCCGAUCCAGCCUCAACACCAUCAUCUUCACCGAGCCAGACUUCUCCUACCUGGACGCGCUGCCACCUCACAGCCCCUGUCCAUGAAGUUGUGUGUACUGCCCAUUCGACACGAGCCUCAACUUCCAAAAGGUUGUCCACGCUGCUCAAGGAGUCCAGUGUGAGCCCCCGCUGCACGUGGUGUGUCCGGAGCAGUACACCCAGCCCCCGCCCGCCCAGUCCCACCGCUCAGACCUGAUGCUGGAGCUGCCGGCCCCGCCCCUCCCGUACCGCCGCUGCUCCGUGCUCAGCCUGCCCUUCAGACGGCGCUACGAGCGCAUCCACCUGCUGCCCGAGCUGGCCAAGUCCCUGGUGCCCUCGGAGGUCAAACCGGGCGUCUCCGUGGCAACCGUCUCCGGGAUGCUGCAGUCCAAGGACAACAAGCACACGCUGAUGUCGGUGCCCCGCCCCCCCCCGGCCGCCCCCACCAAGAAGAGGAAGCGGGUGGCGGAGGAGCCCCCCGAGCUGCUGGCCCCCAAGCCCCUGCUGAGCGGCGCGGUGCCCCUGGACGGCUUCCUGGCCACCCUGCACAAGCACGGCGUCAGCGAGGUGAAGGUGGAGGAGACGGCCGACGGCCACAUCCUCCACCUGCAGGCGGAGGACGCGCUCAUCCAGAUGGAGGCGCACGCCACGCACAUCGUGUGCGACAACAACGAGCCCAUGCGCACCACGCUGCGCGACCUGGUGCUGCGCUUCCUGCAGAAGCUCUGACCUCUGACCCCUGACACUCUCCCGGAAACACCGCCCCCUCUGACGUCCUUGUUAAAGGGCCCCUGUUCUGAUAGGCCAGAGACGUCCUUCACCCUGGCGACCAUUUUGUUAUUUGGGUGGGAAACCUUCUGGAAUAUUUGGGGAAAACAUGACGAUUAAAUGGGAAUGCCUUCCUGAUGCUUCCCGAUGCUUCCCGGGUGUGGAAACGGAAGGCAGGCCUAGAGUGGUCAUGGUUCCUCCAGAGUUCAUAGAAGGUUUCCCCAGCCAGCUAACCAACAUGGCCGCUCGGUGAAGAAGGUCUAGCGCGAGCCGUCUCAGCUCCCAACCGCUUCCCAUAGUGACAUCACAAGUGGGACUGUCAUACCAGACGCUUGACGGACAGGUCGAUCAGCGUACCAGUGGCACUCCCACCUAUGAUGUCAUGACAGGGUUUCUUAAUGGCCUCUGACGGCGAAUCAACAGCACUGGUGACUGGGGAGGAAACAAGGGCCCUUUUUAAGGAUAAAUAAAAGACUAAAGCACAGAAACACUAACCCGUGGGAACAGCACCCCCCUCUGGUGGAACAGGUGCUACUGCAGUUGCUCUCUGCCCCCUGAUUGGCUGGUGGCAGGUGACGUCCCUCGGAACAUUGGAGCGGUGGCAGCGGUCGGUCCUGAGGAGGGGGAGCAUGGAGGGUUCGUCUGCAGCCUUGGACUGAUUGGUUGAGGGUGAGGAGGGUGAACUGAGUGCUGAAAGGCGAUUGGCUCUUCUGUGUGCCAGCUCACUGCCAAUAGCCUGGCUGGCCGAUGUCAGUUUUUACAGUGUUGUGCUACUGUCAAUCCUACUUAAGUUUUAUUUUAUAAAUUAAUAUUUUGUAUUAAAUAAUUUCAGGUUUAAGAAACAAAUUUAGCAUCCAAUUCAUUUAUUACAGUUCCUGGUUUUCGGUUCUUCCCAUUCUUACAAGUUUAGCUGGUGUAAGUAUUAUUUUAUACUCUUUUCAGAGUUAUGGCCCAGUACAGAUAAAUGUAUUUUAAUCUUUGUAUACCAAAAUAAGAAGAAUUAAUACAGAUUUUCACAAGGUAAUAAUCAUUUACUCAUUUGACUAGGCAAGGCAAGGCAACUUUAUUUAUAUAGCACUUUUCAUACACAAGGCAGACUCAAAGUGCUUCACAUAUAAAGGUUGUCAUACAAUAAAAUAAAAUAAUAGAUAAGUAAAAGAAAACAUAUGCAAAGAAAUGGGUAAAAUAGAAAGUUAAAAAAGCCUUUUAGUAUUAAAAUAGAAAAUAAAGGCAAAGUUAAAAAAGCUUUUUAGAAAGUGCAAUGUAUUUAAGAUUUUGCAGAAAGCUAAAGCAAACGUCUUCAGUCUUGUUUUAAAGGUGCUCAGAGUUGGUGAACGUCUUAAAUCCUCAGAGUUUAUUCCAGCUAUUUGUUGCAUAGUAACUAAAUCCUGCUUUCCCAUGUUUCGUGUUUACUCUGGGGAUAAUUAACAGAUUGGUCUCAUAGGAUCUAAAUGGUAUAGAAGGCUUAUGUAGUGGAAGCAUAUCAGUUAAAUAUUUUGGGCCUAAACCAUGUAGGGAUUUAUAGGUUAGCAACAUGAUUUUAAAAUCCAUUCUCUGACCUACAGUAAGCCAAUGUAACGAUUUCAGAGUUGGUGUAAUAUGUUCAAAUUUUUUGGUCUUUGUUAGAACUCUAGCAGCAGCAUUCUGAACAAGCUGAAGCUUCCUCAGUUUGUUUUGGGAGACCUGUAAGGAGACCAUUGCAGUAACCAAGCUUACUAGUGAUAAAGGCAUGUACAAGUUUCUGUAAGUCUUCAGUGGACAUGAGCCCUCUAAGUCUUGCUACAUUUUUUAAGGUGAUAAUAUGCCGAUUUUGUAACCGAUUUGAUGUGACUGUCGAAAUGUAAAUCUGAAUCCAUGAUAACCCCUGGAUUUCUGGCUUUGAUUGAGGUUUUCAGGGACAGAGAGUUAAGGUAGAAACUAGUAGAAACACCAAACAUUUGAACCACAGAAUGUUUAUCCCAUUUAAACUUCAAUGGCUGUUUAAUAGUCACUUCCAAAUUUAGAAUAUAUCUACCAGUUUGAAUAUGGUUCAAGUAAGUAUUUUGUGUUUUCCAGUAUCGGCAAAUAUAAAGACACUCAGCAACACUCAAAUACUGAGGUAAAUAUUUACCAGUCUCAAAUGUAGUAUAACUAUUCUUGACACUUGUUAUGCUUGUCAGUUAUGACCAGUGAGUCAAUGUAUCCGGUAGUUUCCAGAGUUUAGUAUCACUGCUAGGGGCUCUGGACAAGAAAAGGAUGUAAUGUUGAGUUUAGUCCUGUAGCCUUUAGCCAGCACCUUUGUCAGACUCUGAAUUGUUGUGACGCUACAUGUGAUGAGCGAGCAGGCAGGGUUGGUCAUUGCAGACAUUAAGGUUUGAACCUACAACCAUCAGGCUGACCACACCCUGCCAUUCCUGCCUCCAUUUGGUAAACAUGUCCUCGUCGAGGAAGUUUAUAUCCGGUCAUUUUUGACUUGAAGACAAAAUCCCAAUCCAAAGUCAUGGCAAAAUAUUUUUUUUUAUUGAUAAACAGUUCAAUGUGCCACUGAAAUACACGUAAUAUCUCAAUAUAAAUUAUCUUACAGUGCACACCACAAGCGUCACUUAAAUACCAACAGUGUGAAGCAGAGCGCUGAGCUUCAGCGCUCACACAGAAAGAACUGACCACAGACCAGGACAGACAGAUAGACCACCAAGGUGUUGUCUUGUCCAUUUCCGAGACCGCCAUUUUGAACUAGGAGAAACAAAACGGUGGAGGUGGAAGACUGUUAAGUUUCGGAGAGUGUACACAUGAUGAGGGUGCGUUUGGACCAUUUCAUUAGACAGUUGACCAACUGACUGCGGUUGGUGAGAGGAAAGGGUUAAUAGGAUACAAACAAACAUGGCUUGCAUACACAGUGUAAUCAUUGCUGCACCCUGCUGUCAAUCAAGUGGUUUAUAUGAACUUGUUAUGCAUGAAUAGUAAAGCCCGCCUUUAACUACGUUAGAUGUAACCAUUGGCAAACUUUACCGUGUCGCUAUUGGCUAUUAUGUACUAAUCUGCUUCUUCAAAGAUACUAUUGCUUGUAAAAGCAAACUAUCAUGGAAAUAUCCGAGCUGAUCUAGAAAAAUAAUCCUUUGUCUGGGAUUAAAAAAAACAAAGAAAUGAACCCGAUAUAUAAGAAUAAGACCCUGUUUAAACAGAACAGUAUCGUUCCCCGUUGGUUUAGUGUAGUAGAAAUAAGACGGGGACGGUGACAUCACUUCCUGGCUGCCGUCACACUGGGUUUGAAC